AUGCAUAUCCUUAUCACCGGCGCUGCCGGCUUCAUUGGCCAACUGCUCGCAAAGGAACUUCUGAGCGACCCAUCCUAUCGCGUCACCUUGACCGAUAUCAACCAACCGCCAAUUCCUGCGGGUGUGCAAUAUCCCCAGAAUGCGAAAGCAGUCAAAGCCGAUCUUCUAAAUGGAGCAAAAGACAUUGUCGACUCUUCCCUAGAUGCCGUCUAUGCCUUCCACGGCAUCAUGUCAUCAGGCUCCGAAGCCAACUUCGACCUAGGCAUGAGUGUGAACAUCGAUGCCACACGCAACUUGCUCGAGGCCCUGCGACACGCCUGCCCAGGCGUGCGGGUUAUCUACUCCUCUAGCCAGGCUGUCUAUGGUCAACCUUUACCAGAGAUUGUCACCGACAGCGUCAUCCCGACCCCAGAGUCCUCCUAUGGCGCUGAAAAGAUCGUCUGUGAGACCCUGGUGAAUGAAUAUACUCGCCGCGGUUUCAUUACAGGCUUUACGCUGCGAUUCCCUACCAUCUCCGUUCGCCCUGGUGCGCCGACCGCCGCGGCGUCAUCUUUCUUGUCGGGUAUGAUUCGGGAACCUCUCGGCGGCCAAAAGUGCAUUAUUCCGAUUGAAGAUCGACAAUUUAAGUCAUGGCUCUGUUCGCCCAAGAUACUGGUUCAAAAUCUUUUUAUCACACUCCGCCUUCCUGCCGACUCGGUUCCCCUACACAUCCGCCAGAUUAACGUACCGGGCAUUUGUGUCACAGUUCAGGGCAUGAUGGAUGCAUUGGAAAAGGUGGGCGGCAAGGAAGCAUUAGCCCUUCUCACCGAAGAAGAGGACCCUGCCGUAAUUCCAAUUCUGAAGUCUUGGCCAACACAGUUUGACAACACUCAGGCUAUUUCCUUGGGCUUCAAGCGUGACGAGUCAUUUGAGCAGACUGUGAGAGACUAUAAGCAGGGAUUGCAGUGA
This is a messenger RNA of Penicillium nucicola, 948 nucleotides long. RefSeq names its product SDR family oxidoreductase. The transcript has a single exon. The record is from RefSeq and is a predicted model, not a curated record. The coding region runs from base 1 to 948 and encodes 315 amino acids. Lineage: Eukaryota; Fungi; Ascomycota; Eurotiomycetes; Eurotiales; Aspergillaceae.